CUCGGAAAUGCCACUGAAACACGUUUUCGGUCCGCUCAAUCAAAAGCGAAAUGAGAUACGAUUACUACAUCUUGAUCCUAGUGCGUAUCUCUAUUGGAUGCACCUAGAUACAACGCCUUGUCAUACGUCUGGGGUGACCCCACCGCCACGUCCGCCGUCUUCCUAGGCGACGGGUCACAUGUUCCGAUCGCGGCGAACCUGUUGGAUGCACUUUUGCACAUACCUAGCGCCGAAUCGAUGCCAUUACCAAUAUGGGUUGAUGCUUUGUGUAUAAAUCAAGCCGAUGACGCAGAGAAGAGCUGGCAAGUUCAAAUGAUGGACCAGAUCUACCUAGGAGCAACCAAGACUUUUGUGUACCUCGGACCGUCGACAAGGGAGUCUUACGAAGCCAUUCGAUCCUUUUCCUUCUAUGGACGAAAGGCGCUACAAUAUGGCAUACUGAAUUUAACUAGUGGACCCAAUCCGAAUGAACCGUUCGAGUUUGGGUACGAAAGGUGGACCCUUGGGCCUUCUGACGUGCAUGGCAAGAAAAUCAUUGACAAGAUCAUUCGAAACAUGCAAGAUCCAAACAAGAUAUCACCACUGAAAAUGCUUCAAUCAAUAAUGCACAGGCCGUGGUGGUCGAGAAUCUGGGUCUUGCAAGAGCUGUUGCUGUCACCCAACCCAAUCUUUGUUUGUGGCUACCAGACCAUUUCAGCGAGAGAAUUUGUCGCAAGUGUGAGAUUGUACGAAGCAACACUCACGGUGUACUAUGAAAAUCUGCUAUCGAUGCCGACGGACUCAUCAGCGUACGACUUAAAUCUGCCACUCAUACGUAAGAUUGGUCAUGAGACUCGAAGCCUUCACAACAUGGCCGACGUACCUGCACUAGUACUGUAUACUACUCAGCUUCGGCAGCGCGAGAGAUCAAGGUGUCAUGGGAUCGAGGAACCAUACUUUGGACUAGGAAACCUAUGGGAUCUUGUUCAGGAUAUAACUCUCAGCUCGCGGCGGCUUGACGCAUCCGACCCACGCGACAGAAUAUACGCUUUGAUCGGCAUAGCGCGUCUGAGUCGAGUCGACACCGUUACCUUACAGCCUGAAUAUGCUCUGACUUGUGCAUAUGUAUAUGCACAAGCCACAUACCUCUUCAUGCAGUACACUGGGCCACGCAUGCUUAUGUUGGCAAUCCACAGCCAUAAGCGUACCUCCUUCCUCAAUCUAUCGUCUUGGAUAGUGGACUGGUCUCUAACCGACCUCAUGACCGCGCCUUUUCCUAUUGUUGAUAGUCGCCGACAAGACACAUUCCAGUUUACUCGUAGUGCUUGUGACAAGAGUAUUCUGACGAGUUCUGUGACAGUAUACGGCAAAAUUGAGGUCCUCAAAGUCAAGGUCUCGACUCCAGGUUCCAAUGAGCAUCAACCAGAUAUCAUCAGACGUCUACUAAGGUAUCUUUCCGAUCUUGAGAUCGACAGCUGUGCCACUUUGGAAGACUUAAAUCACCCCUACGAACAACUCAUCUCUGCCAUGGCAUUGAACUCCCAUCCAGAUAACUUUGGUAGCGAGACGUCGGAGAUCGCCCCAAUGAAGCUGCACGCAAUGACCAUUCUUAUUCGAGAAGAGCUCUUCAAAACGCAUAGCCUCGAGGUACAAGCAAGCCAAGACACAGAAUGCGCCACCUCAACAAAGACAAUCGAUAGCUGGCUUAGAUCCUGCCCAACCAUAAACCCAGAACCCUGCUCAGUCGAGCCGAGUCAACAAGUAGGAACACUAUCUCUUGUGCUCGAUCGCAUACGCGAUACAAUUGAGCAGGAUGCGAAAGUCUUCGUCGUCGACGGCGACCUGAUUGGGAUUGGGUCUUCGCUGAUACGCGAUGGUGACCUACUUAUCGAGUAUGAGAAAGACGCACUGAGAUUCGUUAUCAGGGCGGUCGAGGGCGGGUUUUAUAAAUUGAUUGACAAGGCUUGUGUCCCGCGACUGGACUCUGAGCGGACUACUACCAGCAAUUGUCAAGCCUCUACUAUUAGUCUAUGCUGAAUGUAAAUAUAUUGAUGAGAUCUAACAUGAGCAAGUGGACCUUCAACGCGCACUCCAUGCUCAGCAGCCGAAAUCCCAACUCUUUCU
Messenger RNA from Boeremia exigua, 2103 nucleotides. RefSeq names its product heterokaryon incompatibility protein-domain-containing protein. The transcript is spliced from 3 exons. NCBI's taxonomy places the organism in Eukaryota, Fungi, Ascomycota, Dothideomycetes, Pleosporales, Didymellaceae. The record is from RefSeq and is a predicted model, not a curated record. The coding region runs from base 238 to 2016 and encodes 592 amino acids.